This is a messenger RNA of Hordeum vulgare subsp. vulgare (domesticated barley), 1062 nucleotides long. The record is from the annotation of a RefSeq genome assembly. Lineage: Eukaryota; Viridiplantae; Streptophyta; Magnoliopsida; Poales; Poaceae.
AUGACUGCAAUUUUAGAGAGACGCGAAAGUACAAGCCUGUGGGGUCGCUUCUGCAACUGGAUAACUAGCACUGAAAAUCGUCUUUACAUCGGAUGGUUCGGUGUUUUGAUGAUCCCUACCUUAUUGACCGCAACUUCUGUAUUUAUUAUCGCCUUCAUCGCUGCCCCUCCAGUAGAUAUUGAUGGUAUUCGCGAGCCUGUUUCUGGUUCUUUACUUUAUGGAAACAAUAUUAUCUCUGGUGCUAUUAUUCCUACUUCUGCGGCGAUCGGAUUGCACUUUUACCCAAUUUGGGAAGCUGCAUCUGUUGAUGAGUGGUUAUACAAUGGUGGUCCUUAUGAGCUAAUUGUUCUACACUUCUUACUUGGUGUAGCUUGUUAUAUGGGUCGUGAGUGGGAACUUAGUUUCCGUCUGGGUAUGCGUCCUUGGAUUGCUGUUGCAUAUUCAGCUCCUGUUGCAGCUGCUACUGCUGUUUUCUUGAUUUACCCUAUUGGUCAAGGAAGCUUUUCUGAUGGUAUGCCUUUAGGAAUCUCUGGUACUUUCAACUUUAUGAUUGUAUUCCAGGCAGAGCACAACAUCCUUAUGCAUCCAUUCCACAUGUUAGGUGUAGCUGGUGUAUUCGGCGGUUCCCUAUUCAGUGCUAUGCAUGGUUCCUUGGUAACCUCUAGUUUGAUCAGGGAAACUACUGAAAAUGAAUCUGCUAAUGAGGGUUACAAAUUUGGUCAAGAGGAAGAGACUUAUAAUAUUGUGGCUGCUCAUGGUUAUUUUGGCCGAUUAAUCUUCCAAUAUGCUAGUUUCAACAACUCUCGUUCUUUACACUUCUUCUUGGCUGCUUGGCCUGUAGUAGGAAUCUGGUUCACUGCUUUAGGUAUUAGUACUAUGGCUUUCAACCUAAAUGGUUUCAAUUUCAACCAAUCUGUAGUUGAUAGUCAAGGUCGCGUUAUUAAUACUUGGGCUGAUAUCAUCAACCGUGCUAACCUUGGUAUGGAAGUAAUGCACGAACGUAAUGCUCACAACUUCCCUCUAGACUUAGCUGCUGUUGAAGUUCCAGCUAUUAAUGGAUAA